Molecule: messenger RNA, 384 nt
Organism: Clunio marinus
Lineage: Eukaryota; Metazoa; Arthropoda; Insecta; Diptera; Chironomidae
Source: the annotation of a GenBank genome assembly
AUGAAGGAAUCGAGAGGUCAGAAUUAUGUUGGAGACGCAACUUUUUACACGGAAUGGCGUGGUGGUUAUGGAUCAUGUGGGUUGGAUCGCGCUUUGUACGAUCCGUUUUAUGUGUGUGCAUUAUCGAGGCAUUUCAUGGCACUGCCACCUGGAAUGACAAAUCCCAACAAUCAUCCUAAAUGUGACCCUCAAUGGUGCGUAGAAGUUAAAGGAAUCCGAGGCACAAUUGUUGUUAAAGUUAGUGAUACUUGUUGGGGUUGUCAAGCAUAUGACGUUGAUGUAGCUGAUGCCGUUUAUCAUUAUCUCGAUGAUCCCAACAAGGGAAGAGUUAGGAUGAACUGGAGAUUUGUUGAUUGUCGCACAAACCCGCCAGGUGUAAAAUAA